Messenger RNA from Saimiri boliviensis boliviensis (Bolivian squirrel monkey), 2337 nucleotides. RefSeq names its product cyclin N-terminal domain containing 1 (gene CNTD1). The record is from RefSeq and is a predicted model, not a curated record. Gene Ontology annotation, biological process: reciprocal meiotic recombination. NCBI's taxonomy places the organism in Eukaryota, Metazoa, Chordata, Mammalia, Primates, Cebidae. Gene Ontology annotation, cellular component: site of double-strand break.
AGAGCCAAGGUUCUCGGGCACAGGGGGAUGGACGCGAGAAGUGAGAAGCGGACGUGCUUUCUGAUUGGCUGAGGCGUCCGCGGCCGUUGGGGCGGGAAAAAGCUGCGGAGGGUUUGAGGCUGUGGUGGGCAUUGAGUUUUCCUCAGACUUGAGGCGAGGACACACGCGAGGAAUCCAGGGUGUGGUGGAAGACUGGAGAGGAGCUAAGGGGGUCGGUAUAUGGAUCCCGGGGACCGUCCAGGUGCCCCAAGAGGCUCGUGAAUAUGGACGGACCCAUGAGGCCAAGACUGGCCUCCCUCGUUGACUUUCAGUUUGGAGUUGUCGCCACAGAGACGAUUGAAGACGCCCUGCUUCACUUGGCCCAGCAGAACGAGCAAGCAGUGCGGGAGGCCGCGGGGCGGCUGGGCAGCUUCAGGGAGCCCCGGAUCGUGGAGUUUGUUUUUCUCCUGUCUGAACAAUGGUGUUUGGAGAAAUCUGUGAGCUACCAGGCUGUAGAAAUCCUAGAAAGGUUUAUGGUAAAACAGGCAGAGAACAUCUGCAGGCAAGCCAGAAUCCAGCUGAGAGAUAAUAAGAGAGAGUUUCAGAAUUGGAGGGCUCUGAAAGAGCAGCUUUUCAACAAGUUUACUCUCCGUCUUGUGUCAUGUGUUCAGUUGGCCAGCAAACUUUCCUUCCAAAACAAAAUAAUCAGCAACGUUACAGUCUUGAAUUUCCUCCAGAGUCUAGGCUAUUUACACACUAAAGAAGAAUUGCUGGAGUCAGAGCUUGAUGUUUUGAAGUCCCUGAACUUCCAAAUUAAUCUGCCCACUCCCUUGGCUUAUGUGGAGAUGCUCCUAGAGGUUUUAGGAUACAAUGGCUGUUUGGUUCCAGCCAUGAGGCUGCAUGCAACUUGCUUGACACUGCUUGACCUGGUCUAUCUUCUGCAUGCACCCAUAUAUGAGAGCCUACUGAGGGCUUCAAUUGAGAACUCCACUCCCAGUCAGCUGCAAGGGGAAAAGUUUAUUUCAGUGAAGGAAGACUUCAUGCUGUUGGCAGUAGGAAUCAUUGCAGCAAGUGCUUUCAUCCAAAACCAUGAGUGUUGGAGCCAGGUUGUGGAGCAUUUGCAGAGCAUCACUGGUAUUGCCUUGGCAAGCAUUGCUGAGUUCUCUUAUGCAAUCUUGACUCACAGCGUGGGAGCCAACACUCCAGGGCGACAGCAGUCUAUUCCUCCCCACCUGGCAGCCAGAGCUCUGAAGACUGUUGCUUCCUCUAACACAUGAAGCAGGCUGAAUCCACCAAAUAUAAACAGCCUUCCAUCACUGCACUCAUGCCUCCCUCUGUUUACUUUCAUACUCAGGGUACAAAAGUUCCAAGUCUCUCUUCAACUGUAUUUUUAUGCCAAUUUCAUGCUUAUUUUUUCUUUAUCAGAGAGAGUUAAGGCAGACAAACAUGCCCUUUUUGUCCUAUCUGCCUGAAAAUAAAAGCUAGGUGGAGAGAAAUUAAUAAAGUUGGUGCAUUUUUGUUUAACAAGAUAUUUAUACUUUUAACUUCAUUAAGAGGAACAUCAGGCAUGGAGAUUAGUAUUAAUCAGGGGCUUACAGACUAUCUGGGUGACCUUGACUAAGCAUCAAGGAGGUGGACUUUAUUGCCCCUUCCAAUUAGUUUAACAUCUCCGUUCCAUUAUUGAGAUCUACACAAACUGGGCUUCCUCAACAGCUAUCUAUUUUUACUAGAGUUUUUUAAAACUAAAACUAACUCUAGGCAUAUUUAAACAGAAUUUCCACAUACCUGCAUUAGAACUCAAUUCUCCCAGACUACAAAGUACUCUAUUUUAAAGAAAAACCCACAGUGCAACUCUGGGCAGUUUUCAGACUGUAGCAAAUCUUUUAUUACAAAUAAUUAAAUCUCUCCAUAAUGUCUCAAACAGUAUCAAACACUAUUUCAUAUCUCUAACAGAGCAGAGUCGGCAUUCAGUAUGAGAACCGAGUGAGAAGUGUUAAAUUUCAAGUGUCUGAUCACAUCGCAUGGUGACCAGCUAAAGCUUGGAUGUCAUUUUCCCACCUUAUCCAACUGUGCAUCUCAAACAUAUCCUCGUCUCAGUAGAGACAAAAGUUUCUGUUUCAUAUUGUUAAGUGCAGGAAGCUGAGAGAGAUAAAAUCCAGUGAAAACACAUCAAUCUCAAUUCAACUCAGUUUUUAAAAAAAAGCAAAUUUAAAUUAGUUGUUUUCAGGGAAGAAGGGGAAAGGAGUCCAUGGAGUUAAGAGUCAAAAUUAUGACAAGGGCUGGCAGCUAUACAUGGCAUGUUGUAGGUCUGGAAACUAUCUGUCACAUGAUAUUUUAAAAUAAAGUGGCUUUUGUGGA